AUGGCCGACCGCGACUCCAUCGCCGCCCGCAUCUCUCCCUCCUGCCCGGCCGAAACCCAGCGCAUUCUAACAGCCGCAUGGGCCCACGAUAUCGCCGCCGUCAAGAAGCUCCUGGACGAUCCCAGCGUAGCCCGCGCCCAAGACCCCACGACCGGCGAGACCCCCUUGCACGCCGCCAUCCGCUCAUGUGGCACUCCCUCCGAGGAAGAUGACGAAACGGACCUGGAGAACGCGAGACAGACAGUCAGGGAAUUGUUGCUCUGGGGCGCGAUCUGGAACGAUGUCGACGACCACAAUGAGACUCCCGGGUGUGUGGCACUGAGGCUGGGGAGAAAGGAUUUGUAUGAGCUGUGUGUGGAGGCAGGCGUAAGGGCGGAGAUGUUGUUUGGGGUAUUGGAGGGGUAUGAGAAGUUGGGGAGUGAGGAUGGAGAGGGAGAGGAGGCGGCAGAUGGGGAUAUUGAAAUUAUUGGGGAGGAGGAUGUAACUGUGGAGGGGGGGAAUCAAAGCCAGAGCCAGAGUAUGGUUAUCGUAAGUGAGGAGGAUGGCGAGGAGGCGCCGGAGUUGGUUGAUGUGGAACAUUUGAAAGAGAGUCGUCAGGCCGAGGAGAAAAACGAAGAUGAUAAUGAGGAGGAGGAGGAGGAGGAGGAAGAGGAAGAGGAAGAGGAAGAGGAAGAGGAAGAAGAGCAGCCUCGCUUCAAACCCCCCGCAGAUGACAUUGAUCCUGUCACGUCCGAAGCCUACCUGCGCUCGAAGCUCACCUACUUCGAUGGUAAGCUAGUCGAUGAAGAAGGCAACGGCGUGAUGAUGGCCUGGGAGACCGACAUCAUGCGCCGCAGUGUCGACGCCCUCCUACCCGACCGCGCUGCAGGGAAGCGCAUCCUCAACAUCGGCUUCGGCAUGGGCAUCAUCGACAGCAUGUUUGCCGAGACCAAGCCCGCGAAGCACCACAUCAUCGAGGCACACCCCGCCGUGCUGGAGCACAUCUCCUCGUCGCCCAACUCCCGCUUUGGCAAGGCCUGGGAGGAGAGCGGGCCUGAACCGGGAGCAUACAAGGUCUAUGCUGGGCGCUGGCAGGAGGUGUGCCAGCAGUUGUUGAAGGAGGGUAAUGUCUACGAUGCCAUCUAUUUCGAUACUUUUGGUGAGGAUUACUCGCAGCUGCGCAUGUUCUUUACGGAGUUUCUUCCGGGCCUAAUGGACGGCCAGGGAAGGUUUGGCUUCUUUAACGGUCUUGGGGCGGAUAGACAGAUAUGCUAUGAUGUGUACACACGGGUUGUCGAGCUUCAUCUUGCUGAUGCAGGUCUCGACGUCGAAUGGACGGUCAUUGACGUCGACAUGGCGAGGCUGGCUGAGGCCGGGAAGGAUGAGUGGGAAGGCGUCAAGAGGAGAUACUGGACAUUGGACACCCUCCUCUCCCUCCUACGGCGGUCUCCAUGUGUCGCGGGCCCUAACCCUCUUCCUUCUUUCGACACUAGCGAUAAUAGUCGAAAGCUCUCUCUCACGCAGGAGGAAAAGCUAGCAAGUACUUUUGCCUUUCUUGCUAGUAUUUCCGACUCGCCUUAUCACGUGGUCGCUGCGGCUGUGGAAGAGCUGAAUGGAGGGAAUGGGAUCAGGGUUGUCGUCACAAUCAAUAGACGCGCGCCUGAUAGUGGGCAGGCGGUGCUACAGAGUGUGAAGAAGGGGCUUGAGGAGGUGUUGAAGUUGUUGAUGAAGGGCGGAAAGUAUCCCAAAAAACGUCUUUCAGACCGCCUUCUCUACGCUAUACUGAACCUUUCCAAAUACCGCAUCCUCUCUCGUAUCCGCUCCCGGCGCCCGGACGCAACCCAGGGUUUCUGCACUCUCUGGAGGCACAGAAAUAAGCCUUUCCUCGGCCUAACCCUCAAGCAAGUAAUUGAAGCCGUUCACAAAGCCAAAGAAUCCCUUUCCACAAAGCAGAGGACAGCGGCUAUUGCAUUCAUAACCUCUGCUGAGGCUCUGCUCAACCGGUUACAGGCUCUCGAGACAUGUCAGCCGGCUGAUGUCGUGCCAAAGAUCCACAGCAUGCUGGUAGCUGUGCAGAAGUUGGUUCGGCUCUCUCGUGAAAUCGAUCCCUUUUUUACCCAACUUCCCAACAACAACAAAAGCAUCGACUCGAAUAUACCUCACAUCUGGCGUAGUGUCAACGUUCGCUUGGCAAAAUUGGUCCGCUACCUUGACUGCACAGCCUACCUCAUUCAACUCGCCUAUGCAACCCCUCUAUUCAAAAACAGUGAAGUUAUAUGUCCCAUCCUCCCCGCAGACUUCUUCACCCGGCCUCAAGGACCUUCCUACCCAAACAUCAACAAACGGUUUUCUCUCCCGAUUUCCCUGGAAAACUGUCAGAAGGGUGUGCCACACACAGAAAUAAUCUGCCCGAAAAAGAUCCUCAAAAAUGUUGCGCUCUUGUUAAACGAGGAAGCAUUCCACGAGACCGUGAGGGAGGUGCUGGGGUCGGAGAGGAUUCAUGCAGAGGUGCAACUUCUAAUAUACUACGAGCUCUACGUCCCUAAAGAAAAGAAUUCCGGUAUAGAAAGGAAAAAACCGAGAGUCAUAGCCGCCAGCAAAGACGCCUGCUACCUCUGCAACCUUUUGAUUCACACACAUGGGGGCUUCUGGACGCCCAGGACACAUGGGAAUCUCUACCAUGCCUGGCGAGUCCCCUCUUGCGGUACAUGGAUGGAUGAGAGGCUAAGAAUGAUGAAUAUUAAGUUGAAGGAGAGGUUGAGCGAGAUUUUGAGCGGUGUCAUGAAGGGGGAGGAGAGGGUCGAGAGGGUAUGGAAUGAUGGUGAGAGUUCAGUUUGGAGUUUAGGGGUUGAAAAGUCGGCCUGUCCGUCUGUAUGCGACCUGGACUUAACGGAUGAGAAAGGGAAAGUGAAUGAGGUUUCCGGUGAUGGUUCUGGAGCUGGAUCAUCUCAGGGUACCGCCGUUGUCCAUAACAAUAACGCGCUUGGUCGCGUUGUAGAGGAGAUUUCUGAUGGCUUGUUGACUGAGAUCUGCUCGCUCAGCCGAAGAGCAUCCAAGGCCAGCCAGCAGCCAAGCCUUUAUCCCCACGAAGAACGGCUCACCCAACACUCCAGACCAGUUCAAGCCCCAGAACCUCCCAACCCAACCCCAACAUCAUCAACUGUCAAACAACAAUCUCCAUCCCUUCCCCCAGAUAUUCCUCCCAUACCGACAAGCCAUCCAACUCCUGUCCCAACUCCCUGGCCAUCAUCACUCCCCUCGCUACCACAGCCAACACCCUCAUCCUAUCCUAACACCAAGAACCCCUCGUCAUCAUCAUCAUCAUCAUCAUCGUCUUCUUCUUCUUCUCGGUCAAGUUUCCUCGAAACUCUAGCCCCUCGCCACGCCAAUUCCCAUUUCCAGCAUCCACGUUUCAUCCUCUCCUUCGUUCACAAGAGCACCACAGGUUAUUUCUUCCCUCAGACACACUCACAAAGUAAAUGGUUUACCGUCGCAUUAACGCGGCUGCUCCCCUCUGUCCGCAAAGGGGGAAGUGGACAGGGUGAUUUGUUUCCCCUUCCGGUUUCGAUCGUGUCAGCAGAUGUUCCUUGGCUUUUGGGGCAGGCGAACAAUGGCAGCACUGCUGGUGUCGGUGCCGGUGCUGCUGUCGGGUCAGUGGUAGUAAGCCAACAAAUUUCUAGCAUCAGAGCUAAGAAUGGAGAGAACGUCUUCAAAGCACACCUCCUACUUCUCCAGCAGCAACACGAACAAGUCAAGAAGGAAAAGGAAAAGGAGAUGGGGACACUUCUGGGGAGGAUGAAGAGUGCGGUGAGAAAGGGAUUAUUCCUCUGCCAAUGGAUGGGCUUCGUGGAAGGGACAAGGAUGUAUUUUUUGAGUGAGCAGAGGGAGGAGGGUUGGCAGUCAGAGCUUUGA
Molecule: messenger RNA, 3891 nt
Organism: Thermochaetoides thermophila DSM 1495
Lineage: Eukaryota; Fungi; Ascomycota; Sordariomycetes; Sordariales; Chaetomiaceae
Product: arginine N-methyltransferase 2-like protein
Exons: 3
Coding region: 1-3891 (1296 amino acids)
Biological process (GO): peptidyl-arginine methylation
Cellular component (GO): cytoplasm; nucleus
Molecular function (GO): protein arginine N5-methyltransferase activity
Source: RefSeq, a predicted model, not a curated record